UACUUCGUCCGGACAACAACCUUCCCUAGGGUUGCCACAUAACCCCGUGCCCUUGCUGCGUUGAACAUUAUCUCAAUUGGGGGUGUGCGUAUCUGGUCUCCUUUCGACACAAGUCAGAAUGCAGAGCAGACAACUGCGCACCUUGGCUCGGAGAGUCUCAUGUGCUGGUGCUGUGAUACCCAGAGCACAUGUGCUGCCGCGGUUGACACCACUGCAACGGCCUCAAAUCCACUGCUGGCGUAGCUACUCAUCGGCAUCAUCGGCUAUCUCCAGAAACAACGAGCCAAAGACUGUCGAGGUCAACGGCAAAGAGUAUACGACCGACGACGCCUGGUUCAACGUCCCCCCCAACGUCCUCGCUGCCACGUCGCGCAAGUUGCACCUACAAAAAGACCACCCCGUUUACAUCACCCGAAAGAUUAUCGAGUCCCAAUUCCCACAACCCACCUACCGCUAUCACAACAACUUCGAUCCUGUCGUCUCCACACAGCAGAACUUCGAUUCCCUAGGCUUUCCUCCCGACCAUCCAGGCCGAGCCCGCUCUGAUACUUAUUACUUCAAUAAGGACACCCUCCUCAGGACACACACCAGCGCACAUCAGGCACAGACCUUCAAGGCCAACCUCAGCGAGGGCUAUCUGGUCAGCGCCGACGUGUACAGGCGAGAUGCCAUUGACCGGAGUCACUAUCCCGUGUUCCACCAGAUGGAAGGGGCGCGCAUGUGGGAUCGGUCAAAGUACGCCGACGGCGCCGUUGCCAACGCGAUAUGGGCAGACGUGAACAAGCUGCCCAAGCACGACGUUGUAGUGGAAGACCCGAACCCGCCGUACCACCCCGAACGGAACCCACUGCAGGAGGCGCACACCCCUGCCGAGGCCGAGGCCAUCGGUGCCCAUCUCAAGCGCUCGCUGGAGCUCAUGGUCGUUGAGAUCUUCACCAGGGCCAAGACGGCCGCCGCAAAGGCCGACCCGGACUACAAGGACGAGCCGCUGCGGGUGCGGUGGGUCGAGGCCUACUUCCCCUUUACUAGCCCUUCCUGGGAGCUCGAGGUCUACUACGCGGGCGACUGGCUCGAAGUGCUGGGCUGCGGCGUUGUCAAGCACGAGCUUUUCGCCAACGCGGGGGUACCGAACCAGCUGGGCUGGGCCUUCGGCAUCGGCCUGGACCGCAUCGCCAUGCUCCUCUUCCAGAUUCCCGACAUCCGCCUCUUCUGGUCCCGGGACGAGCGUUUCUCGAGCCAGUUCACGGGCGUCUCGGAUGACCUGUCCUCGCUGCGCCGCUUCGUGUCGUUCUCCAAGUACCCGGCCUGUCCGAAGGACGUGUCCUUCUGGCUGCGCCCCGUGUCGGCCGCCGGCGGUAACCCCAGGACGAACACGCAGGACUUCCACGAGAACGACGUCAUGGAGAUUGUACGCGACGUCGCGGGCGACCGUGCCGAGGAUGUGCGCCUCGUCGAUGACUUUACGCAUCCCAAGACGGGCCGCCGCAGCGUGUGUUACCGGAUCAACUAUCGGAGCCUGGAGCGGACGUUGACGAACGAGGAGACGAAUGACCUCCACAGCGAGGUCACCCGGAGGCUAGUCGACAGGCUUGGGGUUGAGAUUCGGUGAGCUGCGACAUGACAUCUGAUAGGACGUCGCCGCUUGUGACGAGUGGCUGUGACAUCUCCGCUCGAUGAUCCCCAUUGUACAUGUACUUUCCCCCCGAUGUACCAACCAAUGUAUCAACACCGGUGUAUAAAAUACCUCUCACCGACCUGCGAGGCCACUCGGCAAAUUCAGUCAUCCAUGUCAUACAUGUAGAAUAUAUAUCUAUCGGUUAUACAAGUCAAAGCUGGAGGGUACCUUGAAGAAACUCAACCCAUUUCAGGUAGGCGAAAAAACACACCAAAAAAAAAGGAACGGUAACCAGAAGGAGAGCCUACUUGAAGCCUCGGUUAUGCACCGAGGCAUACAGUCUAAACACUCGGG
Sodiomyces alkalinus F11 is the source of this 1969-nucleotide messenger RNA. Its product is annotated as phenylalanyl-tRNA synthetase. Gene Ontology annotation, cellular component: cytoplasm; mitochondrion. NCBI's taxonomy places the organism in Eukaryota, Fungi, Ascomycota, Sordariomycetes, Glomerellales, Plectosphaerellaceae. The transcript has 2 exons. The coding region runs from base 119 to 1609 and encodes 496 amino acids. Gene Ontology annotation, biological process: phenylalanyl-tRNA aminoacylation. Gene Ontology annotation, molecular function: ATP binding; phenylalanine-tRNA ligase activity; tRNA binding. The record is from RefSeq and is a predicted model, not a curated record.